AUGAUGAAGCAAAGUAGGUCUAUAUUUAAAGGUCGCUUAAAGUGGUGCCAGAAAAACGAAAGUAAAAUUUUAUUGGAACGGAUAAGCAACGCAUGUAUAGACAAAAACUUUUCUAAAUUUUGGCAACAUACAUCAAAACUAUGCAAAAUAAGGGUUGGAGUUCCGGUAUGCGUGGAUGGUGUUAGCGAUAAAAAACAGAUAGCUAAUAAUUUUAAACGGAACUUUUUGUUGAAUGACGGCUAUUCUAGUGGUGGACCUUCUGCGAUAGAUACAUUUGAUAUGCCUGUUUUAUCAUAUACUCAUAUUGAUGAGAGUAUGGUGUAUAAUGCCCUUAAAAAGAUGCACCUUGUUGAGGAAGAUAAAAUCGAAAAUGAGAAUUUCAAAUUUGAAGUAAACUGGAGUCAUGAAACAGAUACUGCUGAAAAACAAGAACACUUUGAGAUUGAUGCUUUUGAAGAUCGACAUACGGCUUUGGAGGACGACUUGCCACUAAUUGCAUUUGGUUCAAAGAGUAAAGCAGAUGACGAUGACAUAGAACAACCCUGCAUACAAACAAAUAAUUUUUCAAAACCGUACAUACAAAAAUACACACCGGAGAAAAACCUUUUUCGUGUAAUAUCUGUACAUUUAGAAGUAUUAGAAAGAGUUAUUUGCAAACACAUAUGA
Molecule: messenger RNA, 666 nt
Organism: Parnassius apollo (apollo)
Lineage: Eukaryota; Metazoa; Arthropoda; Insecta; Lepidoptera; Papilionidae
Source: the annotation of a GenBank genome assembly